GUCCCGAGCCCGCCUGAAGCUGCUAGGCUGAAGCUGCUGUCCCGGCGGGAUCUGAGGAGCGGAGCGGCCCCUCUGCUGCGUCUGCCCUCGUUUUCUCUCACGACUCACACUCGGUGCUCCAUCCCCCAAGAGUCCGCGUUCCCCGCACGGCGGUCGAGAGGCGGCUGGCCGCGGUCCCGCGCGGGCCCGGGGCGAUGGCGGCACGGGGGUCUGGGCCCCGCGCGCUCCGCCUGCUGCUCUUGGUCCAGCUGGUCGCGGGGUGCUGCGGUCUGGCGGGCGCGGCGGGCGGCGCGCAGGGAGGAUUAUCUGAACCUUCUUCUAUUGCAAAACAUGAAGAUAGUUUGCUUAAGGAUUUAUUUCAAGACUACGAAAGAUGGGUUCGUCCUGUGGAACACCUGAAUGACAAAAUAAAAAUAAAGUUUGGACUUGCAAUAUCUCAAUUGGUGGAUGUGGAUGAGAAAAAUCAGUUAAUGACAACGAACGUCUGGUUGAAACAGGAAUGGAUAGAUGUAAAAUUAAGAUGGAACCCUGAUGACUAUGGUGGAAUAAAAGUUAUACGUGUUCCUUCAGACUCUGUCUGGACACCAGAUAUCGUUUUGUUUGAUAAUGCAGAUGGACGUUUUGAAGGGACCAGUACGAAAACAGUCGUCAGGUACAAUGGCACUGUCACCUGGACUCCACCAGCAAACUACAAAAGUUCCUGUACCAUAGAUGUCACGUUUUUCCCAUUUGACCUGCAGAACUGUUCCAUGAAAUUUGGUUCUUGGACUUACGAUGGAUCACAGGUUGAUAUAAUUCUAGAGGACCAAGAUGUAGACAAGAGAGAUUUUUUUGAUAAUGGAGAAUGGGAAAUUGUGAGUGCAACGGGGAGCAAAGGAAACAGAACCGACAGCUGUUGCUGGUAUCCAUAUGUCACUUACUCAUUUGUAAUCAAGCGCCUGCCUCUCUUUUAUACCUUGUUCCUUAUAAUACCCUGUAUUGGGCUAUCAUUUUUAACUGUACUUGUCUUCUAUCUUCCUUCAAAUGAAGGUGAAAAGAUUUGUCUCUGCACUUCAGUACUUGUGUCUUUGACUGUCUUCCUUCUGGUUAUUGAAGAGAUCAUACCCUCGUCUUCAAAAGUCAUACCUCUGAUUGGAGAGUAUCUGGUAUUUACUAUGAUUUUUGUGACACUGUCAAUUAUGGUAACCGUCUUCGCUAUCAACAUUCAUCAUCGUUCUUCCUCAACACAUAAUGCCAUGGCGCCUUGGGUCCGCAAGAUAUUUCUUCACAAGCUUCCCAAACUGCUUUGCAUGAGAAGUCAUGUAGAUAGGUACUUCACUCAGAAGGAGGAAACUGAGAGUGGUAGUGGACCAGAAUCUUCUAGAAACACAUUGGAAACUGCGCUCGAUUCUAUUCGCUACAUUACAAGACACAUCAUGAAGGAAAAUGAUGUCCGUGAGGUUGUUGAAGAUUGGAAAUUCAUAGCCCAGGUUCUUGAUCGGAUGUUUCUGUGGACUUUUCUUUUCGUUUCAAUUGUUGGAUCUCUUGGGCUUUUUGUUCCUGUUAUUUAUAAAUGGGCAAAUAUAUUGAUACCAGUUCAUAUUGGGAAUGCAAAUAAGUGAAGCCUCCCAAGGGACCGAAGUAUACCUUUAGUUAACACACAUACAUCUUAUGGCACUUAAAAAAUUAUGAAAAUGUAAGUUAUGUGUUAAAUUUGGUGCAAGCUUUAACAGACUAACAGUUGCUAACCUCAACUUAUGUUAACAGAUGAUCCAUUUGAACAGUUGGCUGUAUGACUGAAGUAGUAACUGAUGAGAUAACAUUUGAUCCUCUAAAGAUAGCAGCAAAAUAUUAUCUGAACUGUACUAGUGAAAAAUCUAGUAUUUGUAUCCUGGCAAAUAAUACUAAUUUAUAAUCCACAGUAAAGUUCAUCCUUUGUGCUAGAGAAUUCCAGUUGUAUUUGAAGACUGAUUUUAAAACUUUUCUGCAUCUGGUAAAGGUAUAUAAACUUUCCUGUACUCACUGAGUAACAGCUAAUCUUUAAUAUAUAUACUGCUAUAUUUAAAAAGCUGACUACUUGAUAUAAUUACUUAAUGUGAUGCUUGAUAUAAUAAUUACUUAAUGUGGCCGGGCACGGUGGCUCACACCUGUAAUCCCAGCAGUUUGGGAGGCCAAGGCAGGCGGAUCACCUGAGGUCGGGAGUUCAAGACCAGCCUGACCAACAUGGAGAAACCCCGUCUCUAUUAAAAAUACAGAAUUAGCCUGGGUGGUGGUGCACACCUGUAAUCCCAGCUAUUUGGGAGGCUGAGGCAGGGGAAUCGCUUGAACCCGGGUGGUGGUUGCGGUGAGCUGAGAUCACGCCAUUGCACUCCAGCCUGGGCAACAAGAGCGAAACUCUGUCUCAAAUAAUGAAAACAACAACAACAACAACUUAAUGUGAUGCUGCUUUUUCAUAACCAACGUUUUUAAAAUAAAUGAAAAAUAGGAAUUGGGAA
Messenger RNA from Macaca mulatta (Rhesus monkey), 2474 nucleotides. It is a transcript of the gene CHRNA5, whose product is annotated as cholinergic receptor nicotinic alpha 5 subunit. The record is from RefSeq and is a predicted model, not a curated record. Gene Ontology annotation, biological process: monoatomic ion transmembrane transport. Gene Ontology annotation, molecular function: transmembrane signaling receptor activity; acetylcholine-gated monoatomic cation-selective channel activity. Gene Ontology annotation, cellular component: postsynaptic membrane. NCBI's taxonomy places the organism in Eukaryota, Metazoa, Chordata, Mammalia, Primates, Cercopithecidae.